Plasmodium berghei ANKA is the source of this 2196-nucleotide messenger RNA. RefSeq names its product heptatricopeptide repeat-containing protein, putative. The transcript has 2 exons. The record is from RefSeq and is a predicted model, not a curated record. The coding region runs from base 1 to 2196 and encodes 731 amino acids. Lineage: Eukaryota; Apicomplexa; Aconoidasida; Haemosporida; Plasmodiidae.
AUGAAAAGAGUUUUGGAAAAAAAUAGAUUUAGAAUAAUCCAUAAAUUUACAAGGCUUUAUAAUAGUACUGGGACUAAUGAGCAUAGAAAAAAUAAUAACUCUAUUGUUAAGAAUGAUAAUUCAAUAAUAAACUACAAAAUGAUAUUAGGGGUUAAAAAAAUUGAGAUUUCCAACUUAUCAUCAUUGUGCAGAGACUUUCAUAAUAUUUUUCGAAUAAAUAAAUAUGCAUUGCUAAAAUAUACAAAUGAUAUAUUACCAUUUAUAAAAUAUUUAAGAACAAGUGAAAUUGCUAUGAUUUUACACCAUUAUGCACAUAUAAAUUAUAAUAAUAUAAAUUUUUAUAAUAAUUUAUGGAAUCAAAUCAUAGAUAAAUUAUAUGAUAUAGAUUGUAAAGAGCUAGCUUUGAUUAUAUAUAGUAUGGGUAAAAUAAAAUAUUUAAAUAAUAAAGAUAUGAUUUUACUUUUUGAAAGUGAAAUAAAAAAAUGGAUAAAUAAAUUAAGUGGCAGAGAUUGCUCAUUAAUAUUAAAAGGAUUGAACAAUUUAAAUUAUAAUAAUAAUAAUAUAUAUUCAAUAAUUUAUGAUAGAAUAUUAACUAUUUCUGAUGAUCUUAACUUAUUAGACAUAUGUAUAAUACUUAAUACACAUAGUAAAUCUAAAAAUAUAAACAUAAAUAUAUUUGAAAUUUUAUUAAAUAAAUCUUUAUCAUUCUAUUCUUUUUUAAAUGAGCAAUGUAUUGCUUCAUUAUUAUGGAGUGUUAGUAAUGCCAGUAUAAAAUCCGAAAAAUAUUUUUCCCUCCUUACCCUCAAACUCAGAUUGUUAAUGCAUGAAAAGUUAAUCAAAAUUUCCGAGAUCAGUCAAGAAAAAACACCUGAUCACGAUGUACAGAAUGUCGACAUAAAAAAAGAUGGGACCCGAGAUAAAGCCCCAAUUAACGACCCCAACAACAGCAAACUCUUAGAACGACCAAAAAAAAAUGUAGAUCAGUCCCAAAAAAUUGUAGAACAGAAUAAUCAAGGGAAAAUUACUAAUGACAAUGAUAAUUUUUUUGAAAAUUAUAAUGAAGUCAUUUCAGAAUCACAACCAUAUGAUAGUGAAGAUAAACAAGAUGAUGAUAAUUUAAAAAGUUUAAAUUACGAGAUAAGUAUGAACAGUUCAUGUAAAUAUGAAAAUUUAAUACCUUCGAUUAUCUAUUCAUUUGGAAAACAACGAACAUAUUUAAAAAAUAAUAUAAAUAUAAAUAAAAAAUUAUAUAAUCAUAUUAUUAACAGUUAUAAUGCUCAAAAUUAUAUAAAUAAAUCGCCAGUUGAUACUGUGCAUAUAUUUGAUACGUCUCGAAAUUUUUUAAGAGAUAAAAAUGUGUUUAAUAAUAGUAAUAUUAAUGAUAAAAAUAAAACAAAAUUAAAAAAAUAUCAAAAUAAAAUAUAUUAUGAACAUAUUAUUUUUAUAAUAAAUAACUACUUAACAUAUUUUAUAAACAAUGUGCAUUAUAAUGAUUUAAAAAAUAUAUUAUUUGGGAUAGCAAAAAUAGAAAUGUAUAUAGAUAAAAAAUUAUUUAAUCAUAUUUUUGAAUUAAUUAUACUUCAUGUUAAAAAAAAUAUGUAUAAAAGUUAUGAAAUAAUUAAUUUAUCAAGAUCUUUAUCCUUAUUGCCACAUGUACCCACAAAUAUAUGGAUAGACAUUUUUGAAUUUUACAAAAAUAAGUUUGUUUCAAAUACAAGUGUAAAAAAUAAUUGCUAUCUAUUUUAUAUAUUUUCUUUUGUUAAAAAAAAAUUAAAUAAUUAUAAUUUUGAUUUAUGUUUAAUUGAGCAUAUAAAUAAAAAAAUUGUUAGUAUUAAUGAGGAUGAUGUAAUAAAUGUAAUAAAAGCUUUGAUCAAUCUUAAUUAUUAUAACAACGAAUUAGUAAAUAACAUAUCAAAUUAUAUAGAAAAAAAUUAUACAGCUUUUAAUUUAAUAGAUAUUGUAUAUAUAUUAAAAUAUUUCACAUCCAUGGAUUUAAGGAAUACAAAUAUUUUCUCAUUAUUUGCUUUAACAGUUAAAAAAAAUAAUACAAAACAUAAUUAUGCUAUAAUUUCAACAAUCUCGUCUUUUUAUUUACAGAUGAAUAUAUUCCCUAAAACAAUUGAGGAUAUAUUAUUACAGGAAAAAAAAAGUAGUGAAAUUUGUUUCAAAACUGAAGAAAUUAUUUGUGAUGAAUAA